Sceloporus undulatus (fence lizard) is the source of this 11720-nucleotide messenger RNA. RefSeq names its product nuclear GTPase, germinal center associated (gene NUGGC). The transcript has 27 exons. Gene Ontology annotation, molecular function: protein binding. Bases 253 to 10131 code for a protein of 3292 amino acids. The record is from RefSeq and is a predicted model, not a curated record. Lineage: Eukaryota; Metazoa; Chordata; Lepidosauria; Squamata; Phrynosomatidae.
UUUCGAUUCCUCGUCCUUCGCCCCGCCCCGCCCCUUCGGCCUGGGAUUGGUCGAGAGGCCUGGGAGGGGCGGGGCCGAGCGCUGUGUCGCUGCUGGCGGGUGAUAUGGCUUGGCUGGCUGGCGCGAGCGGCGCACUUGCCCUUGUUUCUCCUUAAAGCAAACCGACAUCGGGAGCGGAAGCGGCUCCGCAUCGUUCCCCUCAGCGUGUAUCCGGUUCUUUCCUUUCUAGAAGCAAACCCGGAAAUUCCUGAAAUGGCAGCGUCAUGUCGGACAUGUGCGGAGGGCCAGAGCCUGUGCCACCUGCGCCGGAUUGGCGUCCGUGCCCCACUUCCCACUGUUACCGAUCUUAUCCAUUUUGGUAAUCCUGUAACGCUGAUCGGCCGAGACAGAGGCGUCGUGAACUAUUUCUUCAGCGCCACAGUCGCAUGCGGAAGACAAUAUAUCUCCCGGAUCCACGCCCGUGUGAUUCGAAAUGCUGACAAGUUCGUGCUGGUGGACAGCAGCCUGACCGGGGUCUAUGUCAAUGACCUCCGGAUCUGCGACAGAAUAGACUUGCAAGAAGGGGACACUGUUACUUUUGGCCAUCCAGAAGGGAGGAAGAUAAAGGCGGGAGCCCGAGUCCGACAGCCAAACUCUCCCUUCUACUUCCUGUUUGAGCGCUGCCAUUGCAGUGCUAGUCAAAUGCAAUGCCUAUGUGACAACAAGAGGAUUUUACCAAAUGAGUGUCCUGCAUUGGCAUCUGUUGGGACGUCUCUCCCAGCCAACACGAGUUUGGGACUUGUGGCACACAUAUCACUCAGCUGUGCCACCGAGGCCCACCAUGGUCCCCAGCAUCCUGACAUCAUUACAUUGACUGCACCACUGACGUCUGCAGUUGCAACUGUGUCUUCAGCACCCACAAAUUCUUUUAAUAUGACUUCAGGUUUACCAAAAGAGCCCGGUCAGAUUGGGCCACCUGCAUCAACCUUUUCCUCACGAGAAGAUGUCUGUAGGCCAGCUUCUCGCCUUCUGCGUUCCACUUCACCAGACUACACAGUUCUUGGGGAGAGCUCCCUUGUUUCUUCUGAUUCUUCUCCUCAAACAACCCUGGAGGUAACAGAUAAUCUUUCACUCCAGGGAAGUUCAGAAUCCGAUGGUUCUGAGUUGCUGAGUGACAGGAGUCAGUCUGCUUCAGGAUGCAAGCCAAAUUCAAACAAGCCACUUCAGGAUGCGAAUGGCAAGAGCACUCUGGGACCAUGUUGCCUUGAUGCAACUAUUCCUGCCUUUGCACAACCAUCACUACUAUCUCCUACUUGUUCAGGCAGUAGAGCAUCUGAUCAUGACUAUUUCCAAAGUGAAAGAGCAGUUAACUCAGAUAAGGACAUCCAACCGGCUCUGCACUUCUUUCAGGCAGAGGACAGAGACAGUCCAGAUUUCAGUCGAUCUGUUUCCAACACAGAAGUGUUAGAUACUGAUAGCUCUGACCGUGCGGAAGAAACCCUGGAGCAGAGUAUUUGUCAAAGCACUGAAGAAAUAGCUGAUUGUGGGCAUCAGGUCAUGAUGCAGGUAAAAGAAGAACAGCGAGAGGCUGUGAGUUCUGCUAAGAGGAGAUCAGCUGAACGAAUGGAAGAGGAAGACUUUGUUGAGGAAGAAGAGGAGAACUCCCCAGAGAUAUCCUUACGUGGAGCUUCCCUGCUAGAAACAGAUGGAGCAGGAAACAUGGGAAGCAAUCUCUCUGUGAGGAUGCAUGUGUCACCUUUUGCUAAAUCUGGAAAUGACUGUCUUGAUUCAGCAAACAAAACUUCUGGUGACUUUUCUUCAGGGAAAGAGCCAGAGAGUGACUCUUGUACAGAGUUGGUGGGACAGGAUGCAUUGGAGCCAGAGGAUGCAAGUGCUGCUUCACUUCCAAGGAGUCUGCCCUGUGGUUUCCAAAGUGGUGGUGAUGACCAUGAUCUGAGCACUGAUAGUGGAAGGGACAUGGAAACGCAACCCCAUACAAAUGCCAGUUUGUUAACCCUGCACAAUGGCCAUUUUGGGACAGGAGAGGCUGGCUGCCCUGAGCCAGGGGUUAGCACUGCAAACUCAGAGGCCAUGGAUGUCAGUUUUUCAGAAACUUCCUGUGCAAAUGUGGAGACUCCAAUGGGAUUUGCCAAGGAAGUAGAGAUGGAUAUGAUGACUGCAGGGCCAACAGAAGAUGAGGAUGCAAACAGAUCACCAGGUAUUCUUGACCAUGAUGAAUUAAAGACAAGCAUGGCGUCAUUCAGCACUUCACCAAUAGGUUUCCUGGCUGAUGGACAUCUCAGUGGUGAGUCCUCUAGAGAAGGAGAGAGGGCAGCACAAGAAAAUGUGAUUCCAGAAGAUCUACUGGAAGCUUCUGAAGAGGAGGAAGCUCUUGUAGCUGCAUCUUCUCCAGCUGCCUCUGCUGUGCUGAAAGAGACAGUUCCUGAAGAGUCUCUUGAAGAUCCAGUUCCUGAAAAAAAAAUAAUACAUGUAAAGUUUUAUGAUGAAUCCUUGUCCCAAAGCAGCGAGACUCCCUCUGACAGAAAAGAGGAAGAAGCAGCACUGGCCGAAAGAAAACUGGAAGAAGCAAGCCCCAGGCCUGCCAAAGCUGGCAAAUCCCUACAGAAGUUUAUUGCUGAACCCAUGCAAGAAGAUGAAAAAGAGGUGUGUGGAAAUGACUGCCCUUUACUGGGCACAGCUUGUGCAUUGGUAGAGGGAUUGCCCAGAGGAGAAGAGCCCGGUUCUGAUAGUGAUAGUGAGUGGAAAUGUCAAGAGGAACCAGAUAACUAUGGGGAAGGGGGAUCAGCAAUAAAGAAAGGGAUAAGCAGCACCUUGGCAGCCGGUGGCAAAGAUGGGGACAGUCAGCAAGAAACAGCAGAAGAAAGUGGCCUGGAGAAAGCUCUGGAAGCGCCAGAGGAUGGCUGCCAGGAGAGGGCUGGCUCUGCCCUUUCUGAAGGUUCCCUUGCAAGAGGCCUAGAAGAGGAUGCCCCACAGCCCUCUGAAGACUCAGCAGGUAGGAAGCCAAGGGAGCAUUCUCCUUUCCCUGACAUUGAAGUGGAAGGGAUCCUGGAAUUGCCUUCAGAAGCAGACAAAAAGAAAAUAGGAGAGAGGCUGGCACCUGAAAGCAACUACUGUUUGCCCUGUCAGGGUGGCACUGAGGAUGAAAGGGCCACAAGCCUUAAUGUCAAAAGCAUGAUGGAGGUUAAAGGCCACAGUGCCUGUGAAAGGACCCUAGCAGGUGUUUCCAUAGAUCAAACAAAGGUGGAUUGUAAACAGAAUAACACACAAGCGGUGGAACUACUGAACAAUGGCCGUAUGCAUCUUAGAACAUGUUCUGACAGUUGCGCCAGUCUGGUGCACCAGCAGGAGUCUCCUGUUUCUUCUGACCCACAGGAGGGAAAUGCUCACAGGGCUGAAGGUUUGGAACAUGGAAUGGCAGUGAAGGCAUGUGAAGAAAGCAGUGCUGGGAAACCUGAGGACUCUCUGAUGGAAGACAACACUUGGGAGCCAGAUGUGGUUGUUGGGCAUUUAACCCCCCUUGGGCCAGAAGGGGAUGAUAAAGAAACCACCCUUUCUGUGGAGGAGGAAUUUGGCCAAGCUCUUGAAAGGUCUCCAUGCAACGAGGGAAAAGGCAGUCUCCUUGUAUCAGAUGCUCCUGGCACUGACACUGAGAAGCCUGGAGAUGCUGAGACUGGGCUUGUCCCAAGUGACUCUGGCUCUUCUAAGGUCCCAGAGAUGUUCAGGGAUGAUGAACUCCAUGUGCAUUCCUCUGACUUUGACGCUGAAGAGGAAGUGAAUGAGGAUGCCGAGGUGUCCAUUGCCACUGCUACCGCCAGUCUUCAGCCAGGAAGGGCAGAUUUCCUUUCAAAUCCUGCUGUGGGUUUAGUCAGUGUUGCUCAUAAGAACAGUGAAGUACGUGAAAAACUAAUUUUUGGAUCUCCUGAUUUAGGUUCAUCUGAUACAGCUGUCCAAAAAGCCAACAUUGGGUCCUGGGAAGGUGCAAAGGUGUCACAUGUGGGUUUGGAACAGCAAAACAGUUUCCACUGUGAGUCAAACAGUUACCCAGAUAAUGUGGGUAGAAAAUUGCUUCCUUUGGUGAAAAAUGAAUUGCUGGGAGAAGAACAGGAAGGUUGGGAUAUCAAAAGAGUGAACCUUGUGCCUGCAAACCCAUCUAGUAUCAUUGUAGACCCUUCUUGCUUGUCAGAAAAUGAUGUCAACCUUGUCACAGAGGAGCAAGCCCCGGAUAGUGCUGCUGGGCUGGCAGAAGACGCUGGUUUGGUUCUUGACCACAAUGACUGUCUUUCUAGCCACCCAGAAGAGAAGAUUUUAGCUGGACCUCUUGAAGAUGGAGAAACAGUUAAGGAACACUCGGGAAGUGAUGUUUCAGCCAGUCUCUGUUCACAAGAAGAGGAAUGUGCCCAGAAGAAUGGAGUCAAGACACUGCUAGAGCAGCAUGGAGAAGCCAAAACGCUCCUGUGUCAUGGACAUAAAGGCCAGCUGGACAAGAGCCUGGUUUCCUCUGUAGGGUUUGGUGAGAACUUGUGUUGCUCGGAAUACCAGAGGACAUUUUUGCAGAAGGAAGAGGAGUCAAAAGGCAGUUCUUCCAGAAAACGACACUUGGAAGAAGACCAGGAGCAGUCAUUUGGGCGGUCAGGGUCAGAAGGUGGUUCCUUCUCUGAAAAGAGGCCGUGUCCUCUGGCUUCUCUUUUAAUCCAGGGCCCCCGACUGGAUCAACCUCUUCCAACCAUGGCAGUACUUUCUCCUCCACGUAAAGAGGGGCAUCACAACCAGGUGGGUAAAACUAUAGCAACGUUUCUUGACCAGUACAGCAGCCACGUAACUCUGCAUUCUGAAGAAGCGAGAAAGAGGAACAGAGACCGUGUUGCCCAGAUUGUGAGAAAUUACUUCAAAAACAGCUCCUGGAAGCCAGCAACUGAAAAUGAGGAUGAGGGAAUGUCUCAGCUGUCAGCUGAAGUUGCCAAAGACAUGGACUGUGGAUCUCUCCUCGUAUUAGAGGCUGGGGAAAGCAGAAGAGAUGAUGAGCCCAUGUCACCUGAGGAGCAGGCAAAGAGCAUCCUCUCCCAGGCCUCUUCCCCUGAAAGCCAGAAUGGGACUUCUGGCACCGUGUCCAGCGGGUCAAGCUCCCCCGUUCAAGAAGAGGACCAGGACUCAGAAAGCAUUUGGGAAGCCUGUUUCUCUGAAGAGGAAGACUUCCAGUUUCAGGUUUGUUCACAGUUAAAUAAUCCUUCUCCUGAGUCUCCUGUUCAGUCCCAUAAUGCAGAACCAGUGCCUGGUGAGAAGGACUUGGACUUUUUCUUCUCUGACAUCUCCAAUACUUCAGUUGAGCCUGAUCUCUGCAAGCCUUCAGUCAAACCACAUGGAAGGGGUCCCUCUGGGGUAAGAAAGGAUAGAUUCCCUGAAGGGGCUUCUGACAUGGCUGUUGAAGCCGCUGAGAUAAACACAGCGUUUGAGUUUUACUGUGAGACCUCCAAUGAAGACUGGGAUUAUGAAGAUCCAGGGACACCAUCGGAUGCAUCAUCCCAGGAAGGGACCCACCCUGAUGUCACUGUUGCCUCUGAGAAGAGUGAUGCUCUGUGCCAUCAGGAAGCAGAGGCCAUGUCUGAUUCAGAUGGCGGAGGUGAGGCUUCCAGCACAGGGGGCUUCGAACGGAGUGAACCACCACCAGCAAGUCCCACAACUGGUCAAGAGGAAGAGGCUGGUGGCCCUCGUGGGAUGCAAACUGAAGAGGUCUCCUUUUCCCAAAGAAGCCACAUGGACUUCUCUUGCGCAGAUCGGGAGUGUGAGCCGGCCAUCAACCCACCUCCUUCUGCCUCUUCUCCAUGGGAGUCCAUCUCUAUGCCUCUUGACUGUCCUCAUGCGCCGUUAAAGAGGGAGCCGUCCAAUGAAGAUCAUGGCUGCCAGAAUGACAGUGGACAGGAGUCUCCAUCUCUCUUUCAAAUUGUGCCUGUUGCUGCUGCUUUUAAGCAAGAAAGCUGCCCCAUUGUGGUUGGCAUAAAGGAGGAGGUUUCCCCGCCAGAGAGCUCUUCGGUCAUUUGCCCCGUCUCGACUCAAACCAAGCUCACCUUUUUGCAGAAUGGACCAUGUUUGCUCAGCUCCUCUGCCAUGAGGGAUGGAUUUGUGGAGGCUGAUGGAAGCAAUGACAAUUUUGAUGGAGCAAGUGGAAGAAUAUGGAGCAGGAAUGGAAGGUCUCCCUUCUCUCUUCUGCCCUCUUCUGAGGCCAGCAGUCCUCUUGGCAUUGCCCCAAAUGUGAAGGAAAGAGAUAUUGGUGAUCACCUAGGAAAAGAUGUGUCCAGACAUGGGAAAGUGGCAAGAUUACCUGGACAGAUGGACUCUGCGAGUGCCUCUCAAGCAAUUCCAGGGGAAACGGGGACCUUGCCAGGCAUUGGUGCCUUCGACAACCAGGUGCUUUCUUGCAGCUCCAUGCAAUCUAAAGAAGGUGUGCCGCUUCUGAAGAAGGGGCACCUGGCACUUGUCCCUUCUGCUUCUCAGGUCUUCAAGGAAGAGAGGGACCUGUGUGAUCCCCAAGACCAACGCACCAGCUCCGGCCCUGGCACACCGUAUCCUGUGGCUUGUUCUCCGGUCAUCUCAGUCUUGCCUAAACCCCACAUACCUGAUCCCUCAGCAGCCAGCCAGCCAGAAAGUUCUGGAAGUCCUGCGGACUUAGGAAGUGGAGACAGACUUCCCUAUCAUUUGGAAGAGCCUGAGUUAGAGUCUGAGCAUGUGAACUCUGACAAUGAGUGUGAGGCUGGCCCAGUGUCUCUGGGCUCAGAGGAAGGAGAAUCGUCCACAUCAAGUAGCUGCCCCCAUGCUGCAUCCAUUACUCAGGCCCAGAGCAAUCCUUGGCUUGGUGCAAAUGGAUCAGAGGGCAGCACUUUCAAAGGCUGGGCCUCCUCUGAGCAAGACAUUCAGUUCCAGCUGCAGGAGUGCCAGUCUGUCCUGGCAGAGAUCUCAAAGUCCCUCAGCGGGGUGGAAGGGAUCGAUGACACGCACCUGGAGAAGUGGAGGGACCAGAUCGCCCUUCUCCAGAAGGCCACCAAAAUGCCCCAGACCUUCAUUGCGGUGGUGGGGAACACGGGGGCCGGGAAGAGCUGCUUGCUGAACGCUUUGCUGGACGAAGAAGCUGUGCUGCCCACCUCGGACAUGAGGGCCUGCACGGCGGUGGUGGUGGAGGUCUCCAGGGCCGCUGGGGGAAGCCCCUACGAAGCUGAGGUGGAAUUCCUCUCUCGAGAGGAAUGGUACAAGGAGCUGAGGGCCCUGCUGGAGGACAUGAAGGACAAGUCGGGCAACCUGAAGAGACGGUGCCCAGACCGCAAGACGGAAGCCGGGGCCGCCUACUGCCGGGUGAAGGCUGUCUAUGGAAGGAUAGAGGAGCUGGAGAAGCUGGAGCAGAUGCAGGAAGUGACUCAGUACCUGGGCACCGUGAAACAUCUCUCGGCAGAGACGGCAACAGUCUUCCGCUCGAGCAUUGAGAAAUUCAUUGAUUCUCGAACUGAUAAUCUGCGUGAAAUGAAAGGCGGAGAGUUUUGGCCGAUUGUGAAAUGCGUUAAGAUCCGUGUUGCCAACUCGGAGGUGUUGAAAACGGGGGCCGUGCUGGUGGAUUUGCCAGGGACCCGGGACUCCAAUGCUGCCAGGGACGAAGCCGCCAAAGAGUACCUGAAAGACUGCAACGCCGUUUGGGUUGUGGCGAGCAUCACCCGGGCGGUGGAUGACAAAACAGCUAAGGAGAUGCUGAGUGCAAGUCUGCGCAGGCAGCUCCUCAUGGAUGGUCGGUACGGGAGCCUGGCUUUUGUUUGCACCAAGACAGACAGCUUUAACAUCACAGAUAUUGUCAGGGACCUGAAGUUACAAGAUGAGAUUCAGUGUGUAGAAGAUGAGCUGAGAGAGUUGGAAAACCAGAGGAUGCAAGCCGAGGCGGAGAAGAGGAGCCUUUAUGAGUAUCUGCAGCGAGAGGAGCAGAGACAACCAGGCGAUGGUGCAGACUCAGCCUGGCUCCAGAGAGAACACGAUAUCUUGGUGAAGGAAUUCAGAAUCAGCGACUUACAGAGACAGAAAGAGGCAAAGCUGCGUGCCAUUAGUCUCAUCUGUGUUCUGGCCCGAAAUAAGUUUUCCAAGCAGCAGAUUUUGACAGAUUUCAACGCUGGCCUGGAGGAGAUGACAAGGAAGGCACUGGAUCCAGAAUGUGAAGAGGACAGUGAUGAAGAGAUGGAGGAGGGAGAUGCUGCCGGCUCAGACUCACCUGGCCUUGGAGAAGCAGAAUCCCAGCCCAAGAAGCUUCAGGUUUUCACGGUCAGCUCCACGGAGUAUCUCAAACUUUGUGGGAAACUGCUUCGAGAUGGCCAGCCUCAAGUCUUCCAUGACACCAAGGACACAGAAAUCCCAGCUUUGAAGAAAUUUGCCAUUGACACAGCUUUGAAGCACAGCAUGGAAGCCACGGAGAAGGUCAUCAGGGACGUGGCCCGUGUCCUGAGCCAGAUGGUCAAUUAUCUGACCAGCCAAAGAGCGGAGGACCACUCUCACCAGGCCCAGAUCCAGGAGAUUGUGCAGAGGUUCUUGCGGGACGUUCCUUUCCAUCUCCAGGACCCCGUAGAGCGCAGCGUCCGUGAUGUCCAGCACUGCUUUGGGGGGUUGAUCUGCAACAGCCUCCAGAAGGGUGCCGCCAGGGCCAAGGAGCGGUGCCAGGCCAUUGUCAGGAGCUGGGGAUCCCCUUGUAAUGGCUUGCCACAUGCCACAUACCACGCAGUGUGCUGUCGCCACGGUGUCUACACCUCUCCAAUGUACGGUUCUGUGGAUUUCAACAGAGACCUUGCGCAUCCAAUCCAAGAGGCUGUGUCUGUAACUUGGAAUGAGGUCUUCAGCAUGAAACUGUUGGAGUCUGUCAAGUGCUUUAAUGAAGCUGUCUUGGCGGUGAUGCAGUCCAUCUUCAGAGACCUUGAGGGGAGGCUGAAGGAGCACAGCAGAAUCGCGGAGGCAGUGCAUGGCAUCUUCUGGCAACAGAUGGAAGCCACUCGAGCGAAGUUAAUCAACUUCACUCUGGAUCUGAUGGGUUACGUCACCCGCAGGCAGCGUGAGAUCUCCCGGCUCCUGGUGCCAGAAAUCAAGGGUCGCAUGGAACCAGCCUAUGCAGCUUGUAGCCAGAUGUCUGGCCGUGGCUACUUCCAGCUAAUGAAGGAAAAGAUGGAGAGCUACACCCACCGAGAGAAGGAGGCCAUCUUUGAUUCUGCCGUAGAGAAGCUGCUGGAACAACUUGGCCAGCUGCAGCAAUGCAUCCAAGAGAAAUUCCAGAGCUUGGUCCGGGAGCUGACCAGGUCCCUAAAGAUGCAGUUUGAGCCCAUCCUGAAGCCUAUCCAGAAGAAUGGGAAGAUCAUUCCAGAAUUAAUGACCAUCUGUGCCAAAGUGGACAAACUCUGCAGGCGCUCUUGUGUAGAUUAUAUCCUCCCUUGCCCUGUGCUGGCAGCGGACAGAUCCCCUGGCAUGGAAGAGGAACUGGUGCAGGCACAGGAUCCCAUGAACUGUGGGGCAAUGAGUGCGGACAUCUACACAGGAUCAGCCACUCUUCCCAACCUUACAGCCAUCCAGCCAUCUGUGUGCAGUGCUUCCAACUUUCCUGCUUCUCUGCACCUCCUCAAAGCCUCCGCUGCCACACAGCAGCAGCCUCAGCAUCCUCCGGUUCCUUUGCACCCAGGAGGCAAAAAGAGGGCUGGAGAGACUCCCCAGCCAGAGCUGGAGAAGAGGCACAAGGGCCAAGGCACAGUCCCUGGGGAAGGAGGCGACCUGACCGGACAGCCUUUGCUGCACUACAGUGGGAUGACACAAGUCAAACCAGAACCCAGUUUCCAAGACUUUACCUCCCCUUUGCUGCCCACUACAAGCCAAGCGCCAGCCCCAGAGGACUGCAGGCAGAAGGCAAGCGUGAUUCCAGGCCCGCCUCAGACCCAUGUGGCCAUGAAGGUGGAAGGUUUGGCCAUUCCUGGGUCUUCAGAAAUGACAGGCGUCCUCUGUGUUGGAGCUGUAGAGGGAAUUUGGGGAUCGCCUUCAAAUCCAAACAUGGAGGAGAAGCGGAGAAUGAAGUCUGAGAAGAUGGACUCGGGCAGAGAGAUGUGUUCACCUGAUCACUCCUGGAUGACCCACUGAGAUCUCCCUUUGGCUUCUGCACCUGUCCGUGUGGAGCCUCAUUUCUUGGCGUAGGAAAGAUGCAGUGCUCCCCUCCAAAUUUUUUUGAAGGGAACCUUCAGGAGGACUUUGCUUUUGGACUCUGCAUGCUGAGUGGAAAGGCCUUUGCUAAGCUUUACUUUGCCUCUGCAUCCCAGGCCUUCCUGGGCUGAAGUGACCAUUGUAAUUUGUGGGAAAGCUACAAGGCCCUGCUUUCCUCUUUGCCGCACACUGGCCCCGGCAGCAGGGAAGGUGUAGUUUUUGCUUUGCUCUUGACCCUGCGCCACGAAGAAUGUGAUAUUGGCAAGGCAGGGACAUGGGGCUGGCUCUUCUUCUGCCAGAGGCACAUUUGAGAGAGAGCCUGGGAGUGUGGCCAAGUCUCCUUCUUUGAAGGUUUUUCAACAUGGCUGGAUGGCCAUCUGCUUUGGCUGGGUCUUUGUGCAUGGCAGAAUCGGGUUGGACUGGAGGUCCCUGCGGGUAUCUCCAGUUCUAAUUCUGUGACAGCCCUGAGGACUCCUCUUGACCAAGGCAUUCUCUGAGGCAAUUCCUCUGUUUUAUUGAGAGCUCUUAAUGCUGCUUUUCCCCAGGACUUUGUAAAGUAGGAGUGAAUGAUUCCCUUCAACCUAACUCUCAAUAUUGCUGAUUGAGAGUCUUAACAAGUGGGAAUGAAUGGCUCUGGGCCCUGCCAUGUGCCGCCUGGGUUGUUUUGAAGUAGUUGCUCAAAACCCACAGGUGGGUCUUUUUGCAGAAUGCACGACUUGAGCCCUUGCUAGUUUGCUGGUCCUGGUUGCCUUGUCCUUGUUUGGCUGUGAGAACUGAAGCAGGAGAGCAGAUUGUGUAUCUCAUGAUGGAGAGCUCCUUAGCUUGCUCUCUUCUGGUGGAAGGAAGGAAGGGCAUUUUCAGAGAAGGAGCAAAACAUUUUCCUGAGAUUUUGUGGUGUCAGAAAGCAGCUGCACAUGGUCCUGUCCUCUUUUGCUUCUCCCUCUGUCUGGUUUUUGCUUUUACAUCCUGAAAGCGGACUAAACCCCUUGAUACUGGCUACGGACCAUUAGAUGGGUUCCCAGUAAUCGGCUUUUCCCUGCUUAGCUAUAAUACACUUUGAACAGAUCGCUUGCUGUAUGUAGCCCUGGAUUCAGCAGCGAUUCCUCCUGGGUGGUUGGUUUUGGUAGAUCUGACGUUUCUCUUCUGUUUCCUGCCACACUCUCUGCGCUCCCUUUAAAACAAAACCUUUCUCUUUUCUAGAGCACUAGGAGCUUCCUCUCCUGAGCCGUGUGUCCAGCAGCCACCUUGCCUUCAAGUCUAGGCUUCUGCACUUUUGUUUUGCUUUAUAAAACAAUAUAAUUUGCACUAUUGGAGGGUAUUGUUGAGCUACUUUAUUGUGAGAGAUUCCAGCCUCCUGCAUUGGUGGAUGGGCUGCCUCUUGAGGAGCCUUUUGUGCCGGAUCAGCAGUCAGCGUCUUAUUAAUCCUGGUUUGCUGGGAUCCACCUCUGCCUGUUUGCAGCUUGUUUUCAAAGGUGUUGUUCAAUGCAAAGGUUUCAUUAAUAAGCAUUAUUAUUAAAACUGAAAUUGAA